AUGGCAGCGAUUUCUCUUCCCCUUGGUUUCCAGAUCGCGCCGGCACCCCUUGGGGGAGUGCCGGGGCCCAGUGUACCGGCGCCGCUGGGUGUGCUGGCAAACUUCAGUGGAACCUUCAAUGGCCUUGGUUUGAACACAAUCUUUCGCCCGAACAGCGGCCCACUGAACACGACAACAUUUCCAAGAGACAACGUCUUGGAGCUAAAUCUGAUAAAUGAUACAAUCACAUUUUCUCAAUCCUUGGGUGCCGUGCCCAACAGGGGCUUGGCCUUGCAGGACGAUAUCUUUCUCAACGGAGUAUCUUAUAUACAGGUUGUCAACGACGUGACAAAUUUGAAAACUGGAAGGGCUGACGGUGCCCCAACUGGUAUUCACUUCGAGGCUGGGCUAUGGAUGAACGUUCCGGCUACAAAUAAUACUCCAGUGCUCGGAGAUUCCCUCGUCCGCAUGGGAUCAAUUCCACAUGGCACAACUAUUAAUGCGGAAUGCCUGGCACCUACUAGCGAUUCUCCAGGUCCACCUGAGAUCCCACUGGUCAGCUUGGUGCCAUUCUCAGUACUUGACGGCAAGCCACUGCAGCCUGGUCAACUUGAAAAUCUCAAUGCCUCAAUCGUUUCCACCCUCAGACUCCCAAAUGAUCUCUCCAAGUUCGUUGCUGCUGGUACCAUCAACCAGGAAAUUCUGGACGACCCAAAUUCGGUUUUGCGCAACGCCAUCAAAUGGCAGAAUAUUAUGAAAACCACGGCUUUCACUGUGUCAACGAAGCCUCCGCCCCCAGAGUUCGGUGGUGGAACGAGGAACAUAGCCUUCCUAGAAGGCAACCCCGCUUCCACGAAGCCUAAUGCCAACGCGAUCCAAAUGAAUGCUACCUUUUGGAUCGAGACGGUCCAACAUAGACUCGAAGUACCAAUCUUCAAGGUCGGACAAGCACCUAUGAAACUCUCGCCGGCUUCACCGUUGGGACAGCCCGCGCCUGUGUUCCUUGUAAGCCCACCGCAUGCGAUCAAUGCACCCAAGAACAUCACCGUUACCUCACUCCAAAUUCAAUAUUCUCAGGUCGUUUUUUUUGGUAUUCGAUAA
Molecule: messenger RNA, 1080 nt
Organism: Penicillium daleae
Lineage: Eukaryota; Fungi; Ascomycota; Eurotiomycetes; Eurotiales; Aspergillaceae
Exons: 1
Coding region: 1-1080 (359 amino acids)
Source: RefSeq, a predicted model, not a curated record